Molecule: messenger RNA, 1749 nt
Organism: Myzus persicae (green peach aphid)
Lineage: Eukaryota; Metazoa; Arthropoda; Insecta; Hemiptera; Aphididae
Exons: 2
Coding region: 1-1749 (582 amino acids)
Molecular function (GO): protein dimerization activity
Source: RefSeq, a predicted model, not a curated record
AUGUCUAAAGUAGAAGACGCAAGAAAAAAAAAAGAUCAAGAAACAUCAACAAUGGUUCAAACAAAAAUCUAUGAUACUCCAAAAGUUUCAAAAGAACUGGUUACAACAUGUGAAAAACCAUCAUUCAAACGGUUGAUUCGAGGCCUUACAUCAGAUUCUAUUGUACUUCCAUACAGAAAAGCACUUGUUAGUGAACUAAACCAUAAAUAUAAAGCUUAUGUAGAAAUGUUAACUGGAUUUAUUGAAAAACAAAGUUAUGUGUGUGUUACUGCUGACAUUUGGAGUUCCAACAAUAAGAGCUAUUUAGGAAUGACUUGUCAUUUUAUCGAUGAACUUAACUACAGUAGGUAUUCUUAUAUAUUAGCUUGCAGGCGUAUAAAAGGAAAUCAUACUUAUUUAAAUAUUGCCAAAGUAAUCAAUGAAAUAAUGCUUGACUUUAAAAUUGAAAAUGAAAAAGUUACCCAUGUAGUUACUGACAAUGCCUCAAAUUUUGGCAAAGCAUUUCGUACAUUUUCGAAACAGUUUAAUGUGCCUGAUGAUAUACAUAUUUCUGAUUCAAAUUAUUUAGGCUUAAUGAGUAGUGAUGACUCAGAUAGCGAUGUUAACAUAAGUAGUGAUGAUGAUGUAAAUGAUUCUAAUCUUGAAUUGGACGUUGUAGAUUUGUCUUCAUUGUUGUUAAAUCAUAAAGAAACAAUUACUAAUACAAUUUCUCUACCAAGUCAUUUAACAUGUUCAGCACACACGUUAAAUCUAAUAGCUUCAGUUGAUACUGCCAAAAUAGUUGACCAAGCCUAUAAUUCAAUUUCAAAAAUUACAUUUAAAAAGUUAUCAUCAUUUUGGAAUCUACUUAGUCGUAGUACUGUAGUCUCAGAUAAAGUUUUUGAUUUAUGUAGUUGUAAAUUUCCAGUUCCUAAUUUGACAAGAUGGAAUUCUAUGUAUGAUGCUGUAAAUAAAGUAGUUACAAAUAAACAGAAUUUAGUCUUGGUGUUUAAUGAGUUAAAAAUGAAAAAAAUGAAAAAAAAUGAAUGGAGUUUCUUAGAAGAAUAUUGUAAGGUGAUGGGUCCACUUGCAAUUUCAUUGGAUAAAUUGCAGGGUGAAAAGUCUUGUCAUUUAGGUUUUGUUGCCCCCACUAUACUGGCUUUAAGACUUUUAUUAAUACAGAUGAAUAACUUGGUCCACUGUAGACCUUUAUGUUUUAAUAUUGUAAGCAGUUUGGAAAAAAGAUUCGAUUACGUAUUAGAUUUAAAAAAAGUCAAAAGUAAAUCCUUCAUUUUAUCUUCAAUAAGCCAUCCAAAGUUCAAACUAUCCUGGGUACCCGAUAGAUACAAAUCAUAUUGUAAACAAAUAUUUUUUGAUGAGUGCUAUUUAAUUAAUACUGAUAAAGAUGCUGUUUUAAAUACUGAGGAAAAUGUAGAUAGUGAUAGUAGUGACCAAGAGUUUUUUCAAGUCCUAUCAGAGAAUUGUUUAGAUGUAGAAAUUGAUAUUCAAAGCAAUCAUAGUUGUAUUAAUGCUCAAGUUAUGGAAUAUUUAAAUUCAAAAAAUAAAGAUUUUAAUGUUCUUAAUUCAUUUCCAAUCAUAAAAAAAAUUUUUUUCAAAUACAAUACAACACUUCCCUCUUCUGCACCAGUAGAGCGUUUGUUUAGUAGUGGUUCGCAGAUCAUGACACCAAGAAGAAAUCGUUUAAAUGAUAAAACAUUUGAAAUGCUUUUGUGUUGUAGAUGUCAGAAUCUUAAUUCAAACAAGUUCUAA